Messenger RNA from Zingiber officinale, 1514 nucleotides. RefSeq names its product probable xyloglucan endotransglucosylase/hydrolase protein 28. The record is from RefSeq and is a predicted model, not a curated record. Bases 265 to 1272 code for a protein of 335 amino acids. The transcript has 4 exons. Gene Ontology annotation, cellular component: cell wall; apoplast. Gene Ontology annotation, biological process: xyloglucan metabolic process; cell wall biogenesis. NCBI's taxonomy places the organism in Eukaryota, Viridiplantae, Streptophyta, Magnoliopsida, Zingiberales, Zingiberaceae. Gene Ontology annotation, molecular function: hydrolase activity, hydrolyzing O-glycosyl compounds; xyloglucan:xyloglucosyl transferase activity.
AACGGAAAUAUUCUCGUGAACUUGGUGGUUUUUGAUUAUCUGAGAGUCUUGUAUUUCUUUAUUGGCUUCGUGCUUGGUGCGAACUCACCAGUUACCGUGUCUUUAUUUCCUCCUCUCCCGAGAAAGAGAGAAAAAGGUGAGCCAUCAACUCUCAAGCCAAGCCUCACCUGCCCUGCCUCAAUAAAAUAGACAGGCACAGAGAGAGAGAGAGAGAGAGAGAGAGAGAGAGCGAGGGGCGAGGGGAGGAAGGAGGAGGAGGAAGAAAUGGCCGCUGCUUUAUCUUUUCCUUUCUACUUCCUCCUGUUUUUGUGUUCGGUUCUGCUCCCUUCCCAUGAGGCUGCUUUCCUCCCGGAGUUGCCCAACCUCGCCACCAUCUCCUUUGAGGAAGGCUACACCCAACUGUUCGGAGACUCCAACCUCAUGCUUCACGGCGACGGCCGGACUGUCCACCUCUCCCUCGACCAGCGAACAGGUGCUGGAUUUGCGUCGCAAGAUCUCUACCUCCAUGGAUUCUUCAGUGCCUCCAUUAAACUGCCCUCCGAUUACGCGGCUGGAGUGGUGGUUGCUUUCUACAUGUCAAAUGGAGAUGUAUUCGAGAAGACCCAUGAUGAACUAGACUUUGAGUUCUUGGGGAACAUAAGAGGGAGGGAAUGGCGAGUGCAGACCAAUGUCUACGGGAACGGGAGCACCGCGAUCGGACGGGAAGAAAGAUACGACCUCUGGUUCGAUCCCACAGAGGACUACCACCAGUAUUCCAUCCUCUGGAGCCAUGAGAGGAUCAUAUUUUACAUCGACGGCAUUCCGAUCAGAGAGGCGGUGAGGACUCGAGAGAUGAGCGGGCAGUUCCCUUCGAAGCCGAUGAACCUCUAUGCUACAAUCUGGGAUGGCUCCAUCUGGGCUACUUCAGGCGGCCGCUACAAGGUCAACUACAAAUAUGCCCCGUACAUAGCAGAAUUCGCCGACCUUGUCCUCCACGGCUGCUCCGUCGACCCCACCGAUGAUACACCAGUCUGCCAGGGAAAUGAUGCCCGAGUGUAUGAUUCCAUCAGAAUGUCACCCGAUCAACAAGCAACGAUGUCGAAGUACCGAGUGAAGCACAUGACCUACUCCUACUGCCACGAUCGCGUUAGGUACUCGACGCCGCCAGCUGAGUGCACUCUCGGCCAUGAAACCAAGAGCUUCCUUCCGUCAGGUGAGGCAAAAUUCAAUUACCGCCGCCACCGUGGUAAGCGAUAUGGCCACAGCAGUUCUCUGAACUCUGCCGACCUCUGAGAAGAGCCCCCGCCCCAUUGAGAGAAGAAGAAGGAGGAGAAGAGUUUAGGUAUGUUCCAAGGUCUUGGCAGGAUUCUUUUUGGUGAUGUAUAGCAAAUUUGUUUGGUGGUGGGGUUGAUGUUGAGUAGAUUCACAUUGUUUGAAUGUCACAUUUGUUGUCUCUUGCUAUUUUGCUCAUCAUCAUGUGUCUUUCUGCCUCAGCAUUAAUUCAAGUAAUGGCUCUUUGUUGAUCUUUCUCUUUA